AUGAAAGCCCCCACCAGCCCCCACCUCCUCACCCUCCUCACCCUCCUCACCCUCACCUUCACCACCCUGACUCAAGCAGUCCUCAACGGCCCCUGCGACUUCCCCGGCCUCGGACCGGGCACCUGCCUCCACGUCGACGCCUGCGCCCGAGGCGGCGGAACCUCCGUCACAGGACGCUGCGGGAACGACCCCGUCUGGGUCCGGUGCUGCUUCAAACGGUGCCCUGGGACUAGCGGAAACGGGAUUUGUCGCCCUUCCACUUCGUGCUCCCCGCCUAACACGUCUACGGAUCCAGGCAGUCGGGAAGCCAAAGGAAACCCACCGAUAAGCAAAAAGACCGACUCCCACCGGCCAAAGAGGCAAACCGAUAUGAAAGCCCCCACCACCUCCACUACCCCUGGCACCACCCUCCUCCUCCUCACGUGCCUCGCCUUCACCACCCUCACCCAAGUUGAAGCAGCUCUCAACGGCCCCUGCGACAUCCCCGGCCUCGGACCAGGCACCUGCCUCCACACCCAGGUCUGCGCCCAAGGCGGCGGGAUGUCCGUCCCAGGAUACUGCAAGGACGACCCCAUCUGGGCCAGUGCUGCUUCAAACAGUGCUCUGACCCGUCAAGGGGUGGGACUUGUCGCCCUUCUACUUCGUGCUUCCCGCCCAAUAGGCCUAUUAUUGAUCCAGGUUCGUGCCCUGGUCCUGAUUCGAUCAGGUGUUGUGUUCCAUCCCCGGUCAUGGGAGCAUAACAGGAGCGAGCAAGGAACUUUCAUCAAACGAUCAAAGGUUGUCACGGAGUGA
Molecule: messenger RNA, 792 nt
Organism: Coprinopsis cinerea okayama7#130
Lineage: Eukaryota; Fungi; Basidiomycota; Agaricomycetes; Agaricales; Psathyrellaceae
Exons: 4
Coding region: 1-792 (263 amino acids)
Source: RefSeq, a predicted model, not a curated record